This is a messenger RNA of Varanus komodoensis (Komodo dragon), 1422 nucleotides long. It is a transcript of the gene ARG2, whose product is annotated as arginase 2. NCBI's taxonomy places the organism in Eukaryota, Metazoa, Chordata, Lepidosauria, Squamata, Varanidae. Bases 130 to 1203 code for a protein of 357 amino acids. Gene Ontology annotation, cellular component: mitochondrion; cytoplasm. The transcript is spliced from 8 exons. Gene Ontology annotation, molecular function: manganese ion binding; arginase activity. The record is from RefSeq and is a predicted model, not a curated record.
AGCAGCGGCGGCAGCAUCUUCAUUGCUUUGGUCGCCGAGAGCACAGAGAGACCGAGCGAGCAAACUAGCCCGCCCGCGACGCCCCUCAGAUCCUCUUUGUCGCUUGCCUUGGGAUCGCUCUUCACCGUCAUGUCUCUUCGCAGCAGCUUCGCCCGGCUCCUGAAGCAGCAAGCGGACUCCGCACUGCAGGUCCAGAAGAGACGGGCGCACUCGCUGGCCCUCAUCGGAGCUCCUUUCUCCCGGGGACAGAAAAAGAGAGGAGUGGAUCAUGGCCCUGCCGCCGUCAGGAACGCGGGGCUGGUGGGAAAGCUCUCCCGCAUGGGUUGCCAGGUAUAUGACUUCGGUGAUUUGAGUUUCACCCCCGUGCCCAAUGAUGAGCUCUACAAUAAUCUAAUCAAAUAUCCACGCUCUGUAGGCUUAGCUAGCCAAAUUCUGGCUGACACAGUGAAUGGAGCCAUUGCUGCUGGACAUAGCUGUAUAACCAUUGGAGGUGAUCACAGUUUAGCACUUGGUUCCAUCAGUGGCCACACAAGACAAUACCCGCACUUAUGCGUGAUCUGGGUUGAUGCGCAUGCUGACAUUAAUACUCCACUCACAACUGAAUCAGGAAAUCUUCAUGGACAACCAGUCUCAUUUCUUUUAAGAGAACUUCAAGAUAAGGUGCCAUUGCUUCCUGGAUUUUCCUGGCUAAAGCCCUGCCUUUCAAGAUCUGAUAUUGUAUAUAUUGGCCUGAGGGAUGUUGAUCCUGCUGAACACUAUAUUUUGAAGAAUUAUGGCAUCCAGUAUUUUUCAAUGAGGGAUAUUGAUCGAUUUGGAAUCCAGAAAGUGAUGGAAAGAACAUUUGAUCAUCUUUUGGGCAGAGGACAAAGACCAAUUCACUUGAGCUUUGACAUUGAUGCUUUUGACCCAACACUGGCUCCAGCAACAGGGACCCCUGUCUUGGGUGGCUUAACAUAUCGUGAAGGCAUGUACAUUUCAGAGGAAAUACAUAACACAGGGCUGCUUUCAGCUGUGGACCUUGUAGAAGUAAAUCCCCUACUUGGAACUUCACAGGAGGAAGUGAACGCAACAGCUAAUCUUGCAGUAGAUGUGAUUGCUACAUGCUUUGGGCAGACAAGAGAAGGUGCACACAUUGUUUUUGAUGAUCUCCCAUCACCCAGUUCACCAGAUGAAUCCGACAGUGAAGAGCAAGUCCGGAUGUAGGACCCCCAAGAAUCAGCAGAUGCUUCACACUGGGCAUUAUAUACAGCUCUGCUGACCUAUUCACAUGGACAGACUGAAGAACUGACUAUAUUACACUCUGUGUUCUGUUUUGGAGAUAUUAGUUACUUUUUCCACUGCAUGACCAAAUUGCUGCAAGUUAGACAACAAGUCAGCUUAGACAAAUGUUUAUUACUUUACAAUUAUACAAUCUUACCAUUA